CCCGAGUCACGAUGGUAACCGCACCGACUUUCAUGACGAUCAAACCGUAUUCACCCGGUUGAUGUCAAUGGACUGACCCUUGCCAAAUGAGAUGCUGCUGAAAGAUCUCCCACGGGAGGCGCUGCUGCGGCCGCUGACCAGGAAUGAGGUGUUUGGAAUGCUGCUAAGGUUGACCAUCUUUGGCGCUGCCACAUACUACAGUAUCAAAUGGGUCAUGGAAGCCAUGGACCCAACUCAGAAGCAGAAAAACCUGGCCAAGAAAAAGGCAGAGCUGCUGAUGAAAAGGAUUGGUGUGGAGGGAGUCAAACUCACAGAGUAUGAGAUGAACAUCGCGUCACUCCUAGUGGACCCACGAUCAAUAAAGGUGACCUGGAGGGACGUAGCAGGGCUGGACGAGGUCAUCUAUGAGCUGCAGGACACAGUCAUCCUCCCGUUCCAGAAGAGACACCUCCUGGCUGGAUCCAAGCUCUUCCAGCCACCUAAAGGCGUGCUUUUGUUUGGCCCACCGGGGUGCGGAAAGACUCUGAUCGCCAAGGCAACAGCCAAAGCUUCCGGUUGUCAGUUCAUCAACCUGCAGCCAUCCACGCUGACGGACAAGUGGUACGGCGAAUCACAGAAGCUGACGGCUGCCGUCUUCUCAUUGGCGGUGAAAAUCCAGCCCUGCAUCAUCUUCAUCGAUGAGAUCGACUCCUUCCUGAGGAACCGCUCAAGCCUGGACCACGAGGCCACAGCCAUGAUGAAGGCCCAGUUCAUGAGCCUGUGGGACGGCCUGGACACUGCUGCCACCAGCCAGGUGAUGGUGAUGGGGGCGACCAACAGGCCCCAAGAUGUGGACCCAGCAAUCCUGCGUCGCAUGCCCACCACCUUUCAUGUUGGCUUGCCUAAAACAAGAGAGAGACAAGAGAUCCUGAAGCUCAUCUUGGCGGGAGAGAACCUGAGCAACGCCAUCAACCUGAAGGAGGUCGCUGAGAAGACGGACGGCUUCUCGGGCAGUGACCUGCGCGAGCUGUGUCGCGACGCGGCCAUGUACCGCGUCAGGGACUACGUCCGCAAGGAGCAGAUGAGGCAGAUCGCCCAGCAGAUGCAGGACCAGGAGGAGGAGCGGCCUUUGGACGAGGAUCACCUGCGUCCCAUCACCCAGCUGGACCUCCUCUUCGGCCUGGACAAGAUGAGGGAGUCCAAGCAGGCUACAACUAUCAUGGGGUCCGGCAUUGCAGACGUGCCGCUGGACUAAAACGGGCAUGUGUGGGUGUGUUUAUGACUCAAUGUGCGUCUGUGUGCGGUGUGGGUGGGGGAUCUUGCCUCAUUUAUCCACCGUCAAUGUUCUGUUUGGCCAUGUGUCUUCCUUUAGUAUCGUUUAUUUAAGCAUGGCUCUCCAUGGCAAGGGCUGCCAGGGGUCCUUUUUAAUCGUAGACGUUGUGUUCCUCUGUGCUCUUGAGCACUGUGCUGCGUUCUUGGCGGACCUCGAUGAUGGACGAUGUGAUAAACGGCGCCCGAGGAACAGAAGGCACUAGCAAGAUAGUAUUCUGAACUGGCCAUCCCUUGCACUCACACUACCCAGAAUGCACUUGUCUGACUCGGGACUUGUCGCGUUUUUUAUCUACUCGGUGUUACCUCGCGGUCGGGGGGGAAGGAUCUCCUAUACAUCCCUGACUCGCUUUAUCUAUGUUGGAUAGAAUCCCUGCAGAUAAGGACGUUCAAGUUGCAAAGGCUGUUGUGUUUUGUUCGUCCCCCAGCUAGAAUUUUUAAGCGAUCCAAAACUCUCUGUUCCCUUCAGUGUAUACAGCACACCACAGCUAGUGUCACUUUAAAGCUUUUUUAUUUUAUUUUUGUUGUUCUUCCAGAACGGGCGACCUUCCGCUUGUGUCCCAUUGACUCGAGCAGCAUAUUGUGUCAAUGUAAGGAAAUGGAGUAUUGUAAUAUCUGACAGGCGUUCACCCUGGGAUCCAAACGGUUCUUGGGAGGGUUUAAUACUGCGCUUUAAUUCGUGGCGCUGCCCGGAUUGAUCCAGGAAUUAGAGUGCAGCAGGCAGACAUUGCUGCUUUUCUUUGGUUAAACUUGUCCCAGUGCACGUCGACUGACGCGGUAUCAGCAUGUUGCCCUGGCGACACUGUUCCUCUGACGACCUCCUGGGUGCUGCUCGGUUUCAACCUUGUUUGAAACAAACAAACACCCCUGGACUUAGCCUGUACAGGGACCUUCCUUAAGCGUGUUUUGGAUUCAUUUUAGUGUAUGCCCUACAUUAUGGGCACCAUGAUGAAUGUCGUUGAGAUAUCACUAGCUGUAUCAUAUCAUACUUUAGCAUAAGAACCUUUCACUGUUGUAUUUGCACCAUCACGUCUUCACAGCUGUGAGACGAUGAGGCUUGGUUUGUGUAGCUGUUUGUGUGGUUGUUUGCAUGACUGUUUGUGGGGAAAAAGCUUUUUAUUGUUGUAUCUAUGAGGCCAAAACCUGGGAUCUUCUGGGUGAUUGUUGGAUGUUAUUAUUUUAUGUUUUUACAAACACGCACACGUUAACAAGUGUCUGCUGAAAUAUGUUUUAAAUGAUUUACACUUUGAUAGUGAUUCAGAUUUUUUUAUUCACAUAGAAUUAACAAUAAUAUUCUGCAUACUAUUUUAUGCCAUGAUGGUUACCAUGUGUACUUCAUUUCUACCUGCUUGCUAUGGACACACACACACACACACACACACACACACACACACACACACACACACGCGACACCAGCGAAAUGUAAAUUAAUACUUCCAUCACAAACUGUAAAACAGAAAUUUCAAGAGAACAAAACAUUCCUUGCAUAUCUAAUCAAUCUAUAGUAUUCUAUAUUCUAUAGUCACUAUGGAGUCUACAUGUAUAUACAGACGAAAAUGAAAUAUCUGCAGUAUGUUUCAGUAGCCAUGCAGUUGCACCUUGUCUAUGGAUCUAUGACCUCUCUGAUGGAGCCAACUGUUUCCCUCCAUUAUCUGAAGGGUCUGUUGUACAGCAUCUGCUCUCCCUCGUAGACAGCCCAGUAGGCCACAGGGGGGCGCUGUGUCCCCAUGCUCUGAACGAUCACACGGUUUUAGCUCAGAAUUCCUAAGAUUUAAGCAGUUUUUGGGUCUGAAAGGGAAUUAAAUGCACAUUAUAAGGAUUGUUUGGUCAAAAUCCUGAGCAAAUAUAUUUAUUAGGGCUGCAUUUCAAGCAACUAUAUCAACUUCAACUGGGGAUUUUUAUUUUCCGCAUUUGGUUAAUUGAUUCAUAAUUGUCAUUUAAAGAUCAAUAAUGUCGAAGUCCAUUAUAAAUUAUUCAGAAAUUAAGCUUAGGAUGAGGAGCAAGAGUUUUGUCAAUGACUCAUCGACUAUCUAAAUUCUAAUUAACUGAUUACUUUUACUAAUUGUUGCAGCAGUAAUAAACACCAGUUGUCCUUCAGAUCUGCUCACCAGCAUCUUGUCAGACCUCAUGGUCUUGGUUUCACACACCCCUGCCUCAACAUUGACCUUUGUUGUGGUUAUCAGUGUGUGGCUUUCACCACACGGUAAUGACAUUAAGUUAAAUCGAAGGUUGUGUCACACUCACAUCAGUGACCAAAGGGUAAAACUUCUCCAAGCCUUCACUGGUCUUCUCUUCUGUUAUGUAUAAUAUGACAAACAUGUAUUGCAGAAUAUAAUAAAGGCUUUCUUGCUCUGUAUAUUUAAA
This is a messenger RNA of Gadus morhua (Atlantic cod), 3672 nucleotides long. RefSeq names its product ATPase family AAA domain containing 1a (gene atad1a). Bases 92 to 1234 code for a protein of 380 amino acids. The record is from RefSeq and is a predicted model, not a curated record. Gene Ontology annotation, molecular function: ATP hydrolysis activity; ATP binding. Lineage: Eukaryota; Metazoa; Chordata; Actinopteri; Gadiformes; Gadidae. Gene Ontology annotation, biological process: extraction of mislocalized protein from mitochondrial outer membrane. Gene Ontology annotation, cellular component: mitochondrial outer membrane. The transcript has 10 exons.